AUUUGCGAUUGAAAGAUGGUUUGUGUUGUUUCUGAGGAGGUUCUGGUUCCACCAACCCGUGUCCACCUCAACGGGUCAGAACUGAAGUGGACCGCGGGUCCAGUCCAGGAUGACGUCACGUACUCCGUGUUUUACAGUAACGAGUCCAGCGUGUGGGUGCCGGUACCGGAGUGUGACCACACCAGUCUCCUCACCUGUCAUCUGAGUGCGACCCGGUCCCUCUCGGAGUGCUUCAGGCUGCGUGUUCAAGCCUCGCGUUUCAGAUUGGAGUCAGAACCGGUGGAAGCCUGCAGCAGUCACGGUUCCUUAUGUUCUCCAGAGGUCCGCUUGAGUGCAGGACCCGGUUCACUGACGGUCCUCCUGAGCAGAAACCACAGCCUGUUCCACGAACAUGCAGAUCACGCCAUACAUGUGAUCUACUUCGGCGCUGAGGGAGAAGAACUGAAGGAACAGGAAGAUGCCUCAAAGCCCUUCAGAAACCUGGAAGUGGGUCGACGAUUCUGCGUCACGGUCCAGUUCCGGCUUCACGGGAAAGCCUUUGGACCUGCUAGCUGUAAGCAGUGUGAGGUCAUCCCAGAACGAAUUCCGGGAGGUCCGGAGCAGAAGAUGAUCAUAGCGACGGUGGUUCUGGUCGUUCUGCUGGUUUCUCUGGGUGUCUGGCUCGCCUACGUCUUCAUUUACAAACACAAGUGGAUCAAACGGAUCCUGCAGCCUCCGUACACCAUACCAGAUUUUUUCCAGGAACCGAUAUCUGAGCGGACCGUCCCCAUCCUCUGCCCCUCCCCCCUCGAGGAGCGCUAUGACGUGGUCCUGAGCGUGACUCCUAGGGAACUGGGGGGAGACUGAACGGAGCCCCCUCCUGCUGCUCCUGGAGCUCUGAGCUCCUCAUCCUGCUGCUGGAAAGCUAAAUGUGAACAGUGGUUCUGCUGUGACCCGUUUGUCCCUGGCCCAGACGGAACCACUCUGCUCCUAACUAACAAUGACCUGAUUUCCGGAACUGCGCUGCUCUGGGCGCAUGUUGGAGUAGCUCUGUUGACUACAUGUAAGUUUUGCCUUUUCUUCUAGUUUCUCAGGAAAAACUGUAUUUUUUGGACACUUUACUUUCCUGUUUCUGGUGCUGUGAAGCUUGGAGGAUUUUUACUGCUAUUUUUUUAAAAGCUUUUUUCACUUUUUGAGCAUUUGUUAUGAUGCGUAACCAUGGCAACAAGCUGGUUUACAAUCGGGAGCAGCUGAUUAACAUUGGAAAGGCUGAAAUAAUACCUCAGCUGAAGCCACAAAUCCCAAAUGAGCUAAAACACAAGAAGCGUGGGUGCAGAGCGGGAGCAAAACGGAUACAGAGAAAGAGGAAAUUCAAACCAUCUCUUCCAUCGAUCAUAAUGGGCAAUGUGAGAUCACUGGCCAACAAGAUGGAGGAACUCCAAGCACUUUCAAGGACUCAGCCAGAGUUGCGCAACCGCUGGAGGCUUCUUCAGUUUGGCUGCAACACCGACCACUACUGGAGAUCCUUCCUGCCAACAGCCAUUGUAAUAUACAAUAACUCUUUGACGACUUGAUUAUUAUUAUUAUUCUGAGCUACUACAGCAAUCAGUUUCCCUCUGGGAUUAAUAAAGUAUUUUUGAAUUGAAUUGAAUUUCAUUUAUUUCAUUUGGUUCUGAUGAAGACGGGUCACCAGGUCCGAAUCUGAACUUUAACCUGAGAUCCCAUGAUUAUCCCUGUUCAAACCCAACCGACCUUCCAGCACCACCAGAACCAGCACCUGUUACUCAACAGGAGUGGGUCUUUGUUCACAAACAGCAGAACUGAAACAGAACUGGUUUUCAACCAUCAGCUGAAACAUGCCAGCCACCAACAGGAAGUGGAGAGGAGAUGGUUCUGAUGGAGAGCACUGGGACUUUACGGGUCAUGUGACUCAGGAUUUUGUUUUGGUGAAUUUGUAGAGAACAGAAUUAAAUUAAAGAACCCAGAAAGAGUCAAGAACCAGAUCCAGCAGAGCAUCGGUUACAGCUGCUGCUGGAUGAUUUGGCUGAUUGCCGUGUGAUUUUUACGAACCAAGAAUCUGAUUUGGUUCUGAUCCAAAACAUCAGGCUGCUUGGGGGCAGAGCCUAAAUGUGCCAUAGGUGACUUUGUAUUUAAGAUGUUUGUAAUAAAAUAAAAGUGAACGGCAGACCCGUGUGGGGUAGUUACAUCUGGUGUCCUGCAGGCAGUGUUGCCAACUCCCUAACGACUUUUUGACCCCCUUAAUGACCUUUUUUCCAUAAAACGCCUAGCGACA
Messenger RNA from Nothobranchius furzeri (turquoise killifish), 2272 nucleotides. RefSeq names its product interferon gamma receptor 2 (gene ifngr2). Gene Ontology annotation, cellular component: plasma membrane. Gene Ontology annotation, biological process: cytokine-mediated signaling pathway. Gene Ontology annotation, molecular function: protein binding; cytokine receptor activity. Lineage: Eukaryota; Metazoa; Chordata; Actinopteri; Cyprinodontiformes; Nothobranchiidae. The record is from RefSeq and is a predicted model, not a curated record.